AUGGAAGAACUAGGUAUACAACCAACAGCAGCACCAAGCUUCGAUAAAUCCAAAAUUGAAAACUUAUUCAUCAACACUACAAACCAAUCUUCAAACAAUGCUGAUAUAUAUUUGAAAUUGAAAAAACUGGAAAAAGAAUAUGAACUAUUGACAUUACAAGAAGAUUAUAUAAAAGAUGAACAACGUCAUUUGAAAAGAGAACUAGUAAGAGCACAAGAAGAAGUUAAAAGAAUUCAAUCAGUGCCGCUUGUUAUUGGGCAAUUUUUGGAACCAAUAGAUCAAAAUGUUGGUAUAGUAUCUUCAACUACAGGUUCCAACUAUGUUGUUAGAAUCUUGUCAACAUUGGAUAGAGAACUAUUGAAAGCUUCUGCUUCAGUUGCCCUACAUCGUCAUUCAAAUGCUCUUGUGGAUAUUUUACCUCCAGAAGCUGAUUCGAGUAUUGCCAUUUUGGGUGAUGGUGAAAAACCAGACGUUACUUAUGCAGAUGUUGGUGGUUUAGAUAUGCAAAAGCAAGAAAUUAGAGAAGCUGUUGAACUACCAUUGACACAAGGGGAUUUAUAUGAACAAAUUGGUAUUGACCCACCAAGAGGUGUCUUGUUAUAUGGUCCUCCAGGUACUGGUAAAACCAUGUUAGUUAAAGCUGUUGCCAACAGUUCAACUGCCUCUUUCAUUAGAGUCAAUGGUUCAGAAUUUGUCCAAAAAUAUCUUGGUGAAGGUCCUCGUAUGGUGCGUGAUGUUUUCAGAUUAGCUAGAGAAAAUUCACCAUCUAUUAUUUUCAUUGAUGAAAUUGAUGCUAUUGCCACUAAGCGUUUUGAUGCUCAAACUGGUGCUGAUCGUGAAGUUCAACGUAUCUUGUUGGAAUUGUUGAAUCAAAUGGAUGGUUUCGAUCAAACUUCAAGUGUCAAAGUUAUUAUGGCAACAAACAGAGCUGAUACAUUAGAUCCUGCAUUAUUAAGACCAGGUCGUUUAGAUAGAAAAAUUGAAUUCCCAUCAUUAAGAGAUAGAAGAGAACGUCGUUUGAUCUUUUCCACUAUUGCUUCAAACAUGUCACUAUCUCCAGAAGUUGAUUUAGAUUCAUUGAUUAUUAGAAAUGACCCACUAUCAGGUGCAAUCAUUGCUGCUAUUAUGCAAGAAGCUGGGUUGCGUGCUGUCAGAAAGAACAGAUAUGUUAUUUUACAAAGUGAUUUAGAAGAAGCUUAUACUGCACAAGUCAAGACUGAUAGUGAAGUUGAUAAAUUCGAGUUCUAUAAAUAG
This is a messenger RNA of Hansenula anomala, 1254 nucleotides long. RefSeq names its product proteasome regulatory particle base subunit RPT3 (gene RPT3). The coding region runs from base 1 to 1254 and encodes 417 amino acids. NCBI's taxonomy places the organism in Eukaryota, Fungi, Ascomycota, Saccharomycetes, Phaffomycetales, Wickerhamomycetaceae. Gene Ontology annotation, biological process: proteasome-mediated ubiquitin-dependent protein catabolic process. Gene Ontology annotation, cellular component: proteasome regulatory particle, base subcomplex. The record is from RefSeq and is a predicted model, not a curated record. The transcript has a single exon. Gene Ontology annotation, molecular function: ATP hydrolysis activity; proteasome-activating activity; ATP binding.